Molecule: messenger RNA, 3156 nt
Organism: Bathycoccus prasinos
Lineage: Eukaryota; Viridiplantae; Chlorophyta; Mamiellophyceae; Mamiellales; Bathycoccaceae
Exons: 1
Coding region: 1-3156 (1051 amino acids)
Source: RefSeq, a predicted model, not a curated record
AUGAAGUCAAUUUUUUCAUCCUCGCGAAGUAUGCUCCUCGUCGCAUUGGCAUUCUUUUUCUCCCACGUUGCACUUUUCCAGCAAGGAAUAUUUGCGGAAGCGGCUACUCUCGGGGCGGAAGGGUUCACCGUACCGAAUCUGUCGUGCUUUACGUUGGUGAACAAAGAUGACAUGACGGCAGCUGAAAGCGAUCUCUCCGGGAUCGCGUACGAUCCGGAAACCGGUCACUUUUUUGCUGUCAACAACGGUGACGCGAAAGUGUACGAACUCGACAGCACUUAUACGAAAAUUCAAGAGUGGGCGCUCACAACUCUCGGCACGGGCAUCGAAGAUCCAGAGGGCAUUGCGGCCAUGGGAUCGCGUAAAUUCGCUAUUACGGAUGAAAAUCCUGCUCUUGUGAGAACUAUGACCUUAAAUGCCGAUGGAACGAUCUCGAACAUUGUGGUGGCUUCAGACGGUUUGACGACGGCGGCGAGCAACAACAAAGGAUUCGAAGGGGUGGCGUACUUGAAGAACUCGGAGACAUUUAUUGUCGCGCAAGAGCAAACUCCCGUUGCUAUUCAUAGCGUCAACGUUGCAACAAAAGCAGUGACAACGUUAACGAACACUUUGAGAGAUGAUUACGGAUGGCAGUCCCUGGGCGCUGUGACGAAAUCUGGCGACGCCACAGACGAAAUUUUCGUCGUCGUCAAGGCGCCGGUGGAGCACAGAGGUAUUCAUAGAAUGACGAUAACCGGCGCAACCGCUACAAAGAAUGAGAAGUAUGCCGGUCACAUCUGCGACAUGUCUCAACCAGAAGGUUUGACCUUCUACAAAGGAACCGACGGCGAUGUUUAUAUGCUUGUAGUUGGCGAAAAAGUAGAGGCGAGGCUCUUCAAAGCAGACUCGACUUGCACCGCCGCCGCGGGGGCUACGGUUGUCACGGGCACAGACUUGACGUGUCCCGCUGUUGAUAAUUCUGUCCCGUUAUGCGAAUUAACUAUGGAAGAUAGAGCUAAGGGUGUUGAAUGCUUGAACACGAGAUGCGAUACGGGUGUGGAUGAUAACGAAAAAGUCUGCGUGUUUACUUCUGACGCGGCGACGAGCUCAUCUUGUUCGCGCGACGAGUGCCACGCGAAGUGCACUUCCAGCGCAUUUUCAGCUGGCACCCCCUUGGCUGGUUCGACUUGCACUCAUUAUGCAUGGGAUACCAUCGAAGCGGAGUGUUACCUCUUCACGGAAUGCACCGUCCAAAAUUGGGACAACGAAUACACGCAGUAUACCAUGAAAGACUUGACGUGUGAACGACCGUUAUCCACCGAUUUUCCAAACGGAUGCAAUGACCGAACGUGCUCAACCGCUGACAACGUUAACGCUGCUGCUCCCGCAGCUGUCGCCGAUGCGGCAACUUGUGAGACUCAAUGCAAAAAUUACGUCGGUGCUUUUACUUGCAAGUACUACACCUACAACCCCACGUCGCAAGCGUGUCACUUCUUCUCUACGUGUUCUGGCGAGGCAGACAGUACGGGAUCCAAUCUUUACACGCUCGUAGAUCCGACGUGUGAGCGUGACUACAACGCAAAUGGCAUGACCGGGUGCCCGAAUCGCAUAUGCGAUGAUUCAGUAACCACUUCCGCAGUUGUUUGUGAUCAAGGUGCGGGAACAACCUGUACUCUCGAUGAGUGCGCUAAGAAAUGCGCAUCGUACGAUGGUUUUGGAAACGCAGUUCAAUCGCAAAACUGGUGCACCUACUUUGCGUACGAUACAGUUGACUCCGAAUGCACGCUUUUCAAGGGUUGCGUUGGCGAAAAAUUCGACGAUGAUCACACGCUUUAUAAGCAAUCGUAUCCGCAGCGCUCAAUUCUUCGCGAUCUCGCAAGUGGAUGCACUAAGUCUUUAGCACUCGGUGGCUGCCCAGACGCUCGAUGCGACAAAGACUCAAAUCCAUUUAAUAAAGUUUGCGAUAAAGAUAACGGGAACAAUGGAGGAAUCGGCGGCGCUGAUGCCGGUGGACUUUGCUCUCAAGCGCAGUGUGAAGCUUAUUGCGUAGCAGGCGAAUCAGAUGGAGGAGGUUACAUCGCCAGCGCGUGCACCCACUGGGCCUACGAACCGGAAUCCUCCGUCGAGGGCAGAGGUGAAUGUUACGUCUUUUCGGGGUGCAACAAUCUUCUUCCAGAUACGUACACAACCUACGCGAUGGCUACUGGAUGCGAUCUCGGAUACGCUGCAGGAGGUUGUGAGAACCAAAGAUGUGCAAAGGCAACAGAUGCCAGUGGAGCCGAUUUGUAUAGAAAAAUAUGCGAUUCAGACGUCACCGGCGCAGGCGGUGCCUGCACUUCCGUGGAGUGUGAAGCACAGUGUCGCGCCUUGACUGAGAUCACAUCGUCGCAUUGGGCUUUCGAACUCGCUGAGCAAGAGUGUUACUGCUUUGAAGGUUGCGAAAGUCCGGGUGAGGAUACAUAUAAUGUGUACAAGUUGGAUGACAUAUGCAACAAGAACUACGCUAAAGGCGGCUGUCCGCUCACGAGGUGCGCCAAGUCUCCGACGAACCAACACGACAAGGUUUGUGAUGCCGAUGUCACCGGUGACGGUGGCAAAUGCACGGAAAUGCAGUGCAUGCAAAAAUGCGCGGAGUACACAGGAUUCGUGUGCACGCACUGGGCUUUUGAAGAGGCCGAAGGUGAAUGUUACGUUUUUGACGGAUGCGAAGCCGCGCACUCCGAUACGUAUAACACGUAUCUUUACGACCCGCAAUGCCAAAUUACAAAGGCGAACGGCGGCUGUGCUGACGUGAGAUGCGAGAAGGACUCUAAUCCAUACGUCAAAUCGUGUGACAAAGAUAACGUCGGGAUUGGACCCAAAGGAGAAAUGGGUCUUUGCUCCUUAUCUCGCUGCGAGCGAUUCUGCACGGACAACCGCAUCCCGGGCGGAGCUGAAGUUAGCGCGCAACUGGGAGCGCACUGCACACACUUCGCUUGGGAACCAGAAUCAGCCGACUUGGGCGAGUGCUACAUCUUCAGCGGUUGCAAAGACAUGUCGUCAGAUACUUACGUGACGUACUUGUACGAAUCGUUGGAGGUGGCGGUCGCUACAACCGCCUCGCCCGGGUCGACGACGACGCCGAUGACGAAAGUUCUCGUCAUCGCCUUGACGGCCUUAUUCAUGGCCUUAUUUUAA